Cercospora beticola is the source of this 4176-nucleotide messenger RNA. RefSeq names its product ssDNA endodeoxyribonuclease RAD2 (gene RAD2). Gene Ontology annotation, molecular function: single-stranded DNA binding; DNA endonuclease activity. Lineage: Eukaryota; Fungi; Ascomycota; Dothideomycetes; Mycosphaerellales; Mycosphaerellaceae. The record is from RefSeq and is a predicted model, not a curated record. Gene Ontology annotation, cellular component: nucleus. Gene Ontology annotation, biological process: nucleotide-excision repair.
GUCAGCGACAAUGAAAUGUCGUUCAGGCGCAGGCAUCGCACUCAUCGCCGACCUGCUCGCCGGCCGCAAUGGGUGUCACGGGCUUGUGGCAGAUUGUGCAGCCGUGCGCCCGACCCAUAAAGAUCGAAACGCUCAACCGUAAACGCCUCGCCGUAGAUGCCUCCAUCUGGAUCUACCAAUUUCUCAAAGCCGUCCGGGACAAGGAAGGAAAUGCGCUACGCAACUCGCACGUCGUCGGCUUCUUUCGCCGUAUCUGCAAGCUCCUUUUCUUCGGCAUCAAGCCCGUAUUCGUGUUCGAUGGCGGUGCCCCGGCGUUGAAGAGACAGACCAUCCGUGCUCGCAAGAGCCGGCGGGAGGGCAGAAGAGAGGAUGCAGUCAGGACAGCGGGCAAGUUGCUCGCGGUGCAGAUGCAGAGAGCUGCAGAAGAAGAGGAAGAGCGGAGAAGGCGAGAGCAGCAACAGGGCUCCAACGCCCGGAAUAGAAGUGGCGAGGAAGAGGAACAAGUACCGGAUGAGGGACUGGUCUAUGUGGAUGAGCUACAAAUGUCCGCACAGGAACGACAGCAAAAUCGCAAAUUUCGCAAGAAAGAUGCGUACCAUUUGCCCGAUCUCGACGUGAGCAUGAGCGAGAUGGGUGGCGCCAAUGAUCCUCGUGUCAUGUCUUUGGAAGAGUUGCAGGCAUAUGCAGCACAAUUCAACACGGGCGAAGAGCUCGCCAUUUACGAUUUCAGCAAGAUCGAUUACGAUAGCUCUUUCUUCAUGAGCCUGCCUGCUUCGGAUCGAUACAAUAUCUUGAAUGCGGCGAGGCUUAGGAGCAGGUUGAGAAUGGGUCAUUCCAAAGAACAGCUAGAUGUGAUGUUUCCUGACCGCAUGGCCUUUAGCAGAUUCCAAAUCGAGCGAGUUGCUGAACGCAAUGAACUCACGCAACGACUGAUGCAUCUCAACGAGAGUGGAGGCGCAGAGUGGGGCGGCGGAAGGGUGAUGGGUGAGAAGGGGAGAGAGUACGUUCUGGUGAAGAAUGAUGGUGUCGAAGGCGGCUGGGCGCUUGGAGUCAUUGAUGAUGAGGGCAAAGAGGAGAAACCGAUCGAUGUUGACGCUGCUCCGCCAAUGAAACAUGAGGACGAUGAAUGGGAAGAUGAUGUCGACUUUGAGGACGUUCCCGUGGAAGGGCUAAAUAGACUUCCCCGAGCAAAGUCGGGCAACGAGGGGGCAAUCGAUGCUCUACAGCAACAAAGAAGAUCCCUGUACCGAUCGCGAGCUUCGAAUGGGCGAACGAAAGAUGUUCGAAGACCACCCCGGCGGAAAGAGCCGAGCAAGAAGGCCGCCGCGCACGAUCCGGAAUCACUAUUUGUAGAGCGCAGUGACGAUGAGGUAGAGGACGAAGAGUGGGAACAAGUGGAUGUUGAUGAAACACCUGCUGGGCAGGAUAAUCAGAAUACCGACGACGAAGACUUGCGCGCAGCGAUCGCGCUGUCGAUGCAGAAUGACCCGGCUGAGAGUGAGCCUGCAGAGCACGAUGCGGCAGACACUGACAUGCUUGACGCAUUCCAACAGCAUGCCACGGAAGAGGCAAGGCCAAUUCCACGCGGGAGCGCGAGGGACAUUGCUCACGUCUUGAACAAACGGGCACAUAAUACUGCUUCAGAGAGGCAAAAAGCGACAUCUUUUAGCACGCCCGCACGACAGACAGAGAGUGAUGACGAGAGUAGCGAUGGAGACAUUUUCGACCUUCAAGCUGCGUUGGCUGAAAGUGGCAGGACGAAACGAAAAACGAAACCAAAUCAGCUGAGCACACAAAAGACGUCAAAACCUGUGGAGCCUUCAACAAAAAGCAUCGCUCAAAAGGCCGGGUUUAGUGGUCCCUUACCUUUCGAGAAGCUGGAUCUUGGAACGUCUCUCCUGGGCAAGAACAAGAUGCAGCAGCGAACGGAAGACGCAGCGGGUGGCUUCGAAAAUCCUGAACUCUCGGAAAAGAAGGAGAGGAAAGCCGAGCCCCUGCCCCCAUGGUUCUCCGGGGACGUGGAAAAGGAUCUGGCCGCACAGAGGCGAAUCGAGCUCGAGGAUGGUCAACGGGCCAAGCAGUUUGAUCGGAACCGCUUUCAAUUCCAAGAGCGUGAUGACACACUUCGAAGGGCAUAUACAGACGAGGUUAUCGACCUCGAAGCGGAUGAUGAUCAGACCAAUGGAAAGGAGGCCGUCAUUGAUCUUUCAGCGGAAGCGCCAAGCCCUGAUGCUGGACAGAUUGAGUCUCAGCAGGCCGUUGACAGUACAAUGGAGGACUCAGGCAUUUCACCAGGCCCUAAGGUGGCCAUGGAGCCAGCACCGACUGCACCGUCGACUUCGACUUCGACGGGCAGGAACCACGGUAGCACUGCAAAAGGUCCUUUCACUGAGGAUUCGGAUGACGAAGAGGAACUGGAACAAGUUCCGAAGUCUCCUGCGAAGUCGAUAAAGUCCUUUGCAGGGCACGACCAAACGCCUGCAGGGGAUACCCCUCCCAAGCAUGAUGCUAUGGAAGCAGAUAGUCCUGGUUUCAACGUCGAUCAACCCAACUCAGCACCUUCAAUGACUGCAGUUUCAACGACACAGGCGCAGUAUGAUGAGCAGGAUGAGAUGACGGCGGGAAGUGGUGAAAGGGAAAAUGCUGAGCAGAAUGAGCCUGCUGCACAGACUUCAAUUGAUGAUCAGGAGCAGAGUCUAAGAUCAAGGUCGCCUUCAAUGGAGUUUGAGGACGUCAACACGCAAGAACGAGUCCCUGCACCGGCGGCAGAUACGAGUCUCGUAGACACUGGCAGUCCUGAUGGCAUUACCUUUGAAGAUCUGCCAGGGGUAGACGAGGAACCGGAAGACAGUCACCAUCUAGACAACGCCGCCGACUCCGCUGCAGUGGACGAAAUGCCUGGGGAUGAUUUCGGUGAUUUCUCAGAUCCCGAAGAUGCAGAGAUCCUGCGAAACCUGACUAUCGAGGCUGAGGAACAUGCUCGCUUCGCCAGCGCACUCAACAACAAGCCACAGGCUCAGAACAUCGCAGACUACGAAAAUGAGCUCAAGAAGCUUCGCAACCAACAGAAGAAGGACCGUCGCGACGCAGAUGAGGUCACGCAAACCAUGGUCCAGGAAUGCCAAGCACUGCUUGGUCUCUUCGGACUGCCUUAUAUUACUGCACCGAUGGAAGCUGAAGCUCAAUGCGCCGAGCUUGUGAGGCUCGGCCUCGUGGACGGCAUCGUGACAGACGAUUCAGAUUGCUUUCUGUUUGGCGGAACGCGGAUAUACAAAAACAUGUUCAAUCAGGCCAAAUUCGUGGAAUGCUACCUGGCUUCGGACCUGGAGAAAGAGUUUGACCUGACACGGCAGAAACUCAUUUCGGUAGCCAACUUGCUGGGUAGCGACUAUACUGAAGGCUUGCCCGGUGUCGGUCCCGUCACGGCACUAGAAAUAAUCAGCGAGUUUCCCAAUCUGGAAGAGUUCAGAGACUGGUGGACUGCUGUACAAAUGAACCAAAUUCCCAAAUCUGAAGACGCGGCCAAUCCAUUCCGCAAAAAGUUCCGGCGAAAUGCAUCGAAGCUGUUCCUUCCUCACGGCUUUCCCGACAAGAGGGUAGAAAUGGCGUAUCUCGAACCUGAGGUUGAUUCUGAUCCUCAAGCUUUCCAAUGGGGUGUCCCAGACUUGGAGAAGCUACGCUCGUUCUUGAUGGCUACGAUUGGCUGGACGCAGGAGAGGACAGACGAGGUCUUGGUCCCCGUGAUCAGAGAUAUGAAUCGGAGACUGGACGACGGCACACAGUCGAACAUUACUGCGUUCUUUGCAGGUGGUGUUGGUGUAGGCGCCGCUGGUCCAAACAGCAACGGCGAGGCCUUUGCUCCUCGUAAGCGGGUUGAGCCUAGUAAGAGGAUGGGCAGUGCGUUAACAAGAAUGGCCGAAAGGGCAAAGCAGAAGCAUGCUCCACGGACGCAAGAAGCUGACCAGGAGGAAGAAGUGGAUGCUGAUCACGCAACCACGUCCGCUCGCACGAAACGCAAGCCUGCCGCCGCGGCAGCAAACGGAACAGCGAGCGACACAGAAGGUAGCGAGUUUGAUGGUCCAGCGACGAAAAAGCGAAAACGCAGACCAGCGGCCAAACGGCGCGGUAAGGCGAAGGUAGACACUUGAUCACGCUCGGCGAUGAUCAAAAAAGAAG